AUGGGACUUGGAAUAUCGAUCGUUUGCGUUAUUGCAAUUUUGAAUUUAAUCCAGCGCUACCUGGAAUAUCGAUCCUCACUCGAAACUUCAAAUGUUAGACCCAACGAUAAUAAUAACCCACCGACUGAAAAAAUAAUCACCAAAGGAAGAACCGCAAAACAAUUUCUCUACGUAUUCGGGAACUUACUUUCACAAGGUGGACCUUGUCCAUCGAAAAGAUUGGCCUAUCGACUAGUUGCUGGUGUUUGGAUCCUGGCCGCUUUCUUUUUCGUCCAGGCCUACACAUCAAUCCUUUUCACUUACGUCGUGACGCCAAUCAAUCCUCCUCUGAUCAACUCGAUCUACGACCUAAUUGACAGCAACGAUAUUAAUCUUUUCGUUAGGGAAUCCAGUCUCAUAAAUACUCUAAUAUAUACAGCUAAUGAGACGGGACUUUAUAAGACAUUACAAAAAAGAUUAGACUCCAUCCCGAAUUCUCGAUGCACAUUGCCGUCGGAAUGCAUUCAAUCUGUCAAACCGGGACUAAGAAACGUCUUCUCCGAGUCAACUAAUUACCUGAACGACGAAAUUCGAAAACAUUAUAUGAAGACAGGGAAAUGCACUUGGCAAAUGGCAAAAGAAAAAUUCUUCGGCAUCACGGUAGCGAUGGGCCUACCCAAAAACAGUCCCUACACGCAAACCAUAACCCAAGUGAUACUGGAACUACAAGAAAAUGGGCUGAUCAACUACUGGGAUACCUGGUUCCGACCCAUGCCACCGCAGUGUAACGGAAAACCCCAAAUCAGAAGCAAGAAAACGAAACUUUCGCCUCUUUCUCUCAAAAACUUGACUGGCGCAUUUUUAGUUUUAUUGAUUGGACUUGGCCUUUCAAUUUUGGCUUUCCUCGUCGAAAAAAUAAUUUCCGUACACGAGCGUCUACGCUAG
Molecule: messenger RNA, 924 nt
Organism: Daphnia pulicaria
Lineage: Eukaryota; Metazoa; Arthropoda; Branchiopoda; Diplostraca; Daphniidae
Product: ionotropic receptor 93a-like
Exons: 5
Coding region: 1-924 (307 amino acids)
Cellular component (GO): membrane
Molecular function (GO): ligand-gated monoatomic ion channel activity
Source: RefSeq, a predicted model, not a curated record